CGACGUAUCUAAGCUGUCUAACAAAUCAUUUUAAAAUAUCUAUAUACAUAUGUAUUUGUUAACACCUAGUUGACUUUUAUUAGGCAAAACACCGCAUACUCGUGAUACCUAGUCUAAAAUGUGUACCAGCUCUCGAACCAAUACUUACAUAGUAAAUUAUCAAGUUAAAUGUAAAGUAAUUAAUCAGAACAGGGCCGUGGGGUUAACUGACUUGCACCAAGAGCGCAGUCAAUGCGCGAGACUCCCAGGAAAUUGUAUUGUGCUAUUAUAUUAUUUUAAAUACACGCCUUAAAAUUUAAUCAAAUAUUGUGAAUAAUGAUUGUAUCGUGUUGUGGAUUCUCUGUAUACUUACGGAGCCGGCUUAAGAUUGUUAGGCAUCAGAGCGAUGGCGCUCACGAGGCUAUGCUCGGCCCUGGCAAGAAACCAAAAAUCACAAAGACCAAAGAAACCCAGGAGGCGGAGAAAUCUGAUGAGUACGAGGCUCUGCAGAGCUUCUUGCGCAGCAUCAGCUCGACCGCCACCCUCCCGCCAUAUGUUAAAGGAGAAACGUUCUCCUCGUAUCGAGGAGUCUUUAACCAGUGCCUCGUAACGUGCGCGGUUUUAAUACUGGCCGCGGGGGCGGGACAUCCAAUCGGCUUCUCCGCCGUCGCGCUCCCGCAGCUCAGGAACGAAACCUCCAACAUGAGGAUAGACGAAGAUAUGGGAUCGUGGAUCGCCAGCAUUCACUCCGCCGCCACGCCCCUUGGUUCAAUGGUCUCCGGUCCCAUAAUGGAGUUCAUCGGCCGGAAGCGCACGCUUCAGAGCUGCACACUGCCCCUCAUCAUAGGGUGGAUCAUCAUAGGCACGUCUAUUCACAACGGAAUGCUCCUGUUUGGGAGAGUGUUCUGUGGCUUUGCUGUUGGAGUCAUGGCAGCGCCUUCACAGGUUUACUUAGGCGAGAUAGCCGAACCGCGGCUGCGAGGUCUGCUGAUCGGAGCGCCAUUCGUGGCGUACUCCUUGGGCGUUCUCUACGUAUACGCCCUGGGCGGGGUACUGUCAUGGCGGUCUGUCGCUCUGCUAUCAAUAGUGCUGCCAGGGUUAGCAGUUGUGGCGCUCUGCUUUUCACCCGAGAGUCCUACAUGGCUGGCCAGGCGGGGCCGGUUCCACGAUGCCAUGGCUGCUAUGGCUCGCCUGCGCGGUGAUCCUGAUAUUGCUCAGCGCGAACUCCACGAGCUGAUAUCGGCUCGGGAGAAGGAAAAGGCCAGGGGAGAGCACAGCAUCCGAUUCUUCGCAACAGUAACGCGCGCGCCGGUGCUGAAACCCCUACUGCUGAUCAACUUGUUCAACAUGCUGCAGAUCCUGUCCGGCAGCUAUGUGGUCAUAUUCUACGCGGUGGACAUGGUCAGGGACUCGGGCGGUGCGCUCGAUCCUCAAGUGGUCGCCAACGCGAGCGCCCUGGUCCGCCUCUGCGUCACCGUCGUGGCGUGCGCGCUGCUCAUGCGCCUGACGCGGCGCGGGCUCGUCAUGAUCUCGGGCGUCGGCACCGCCGUCUGCACCCUCUCCCUCGCCUUCGUCCUGUACCAGGGUGACGCCGGCUACGCCGCACCCAUCCUCAUACUAGCAUACGUCGGCUUCAACACCUUAGGCUUUUUCCUCCUCCCUGGCUUAAUGAUAGGCGAACUCCUCCCUACCAAAGUACGCGGUCUAUGCGGCGGCUACAUAUUCUGUCUUUUCAAUUCAGUUUUAUUCGGAUUCACUAAACUUUACCCGGUCAUGAAAGACAAAAUUGGUAUGACGGGUGUUUUCGGACUUUUCGGUGCGUCAUCAUCCCUCGCUACUGUAGCACUAUACCUUUUACUACCAGAGACGAAAGGCAAGUCUCUGUUGCAAAUUGAACAGUAUUAUCAGAAGCCUAACUUAUUGUGGGUGACGAGGAAAAAAGCUACGAAUAACCAAAAGGUUUGAGUUGCAGUAGAAUAAUUGUAGUGUGAAAUGUACUUAAGUAAAACGUUGGACCACAGACAAUGAAAAUAUGUAUAACUUAUUUAUACAAGCAUUUUACCUAGGUAAGUAUAUACUGGGAGCACGAUUUUUGUUGACACAAACAUAUGUAUUAUGUAAACAUAUGUAUCGAAGGUACCUAAUAUUUAUUCUGAUUACAUAUUAGUAAGUUAUUUAAUAUAUAUUUAACGAAACUGAUCUCUGAAUGCCGGUUUUAAAAUAUCAUCACAUGAUCAUAUAAUAGUAGAUAGGCAGGUCCUUAACUACUUCCUAACACAUGUAUAAAAAAUGCAAAUAUCGUGCAUUUUGUACUUGUAUAUUUUAUGAAACAGAAAUAUUUUGAUAACCAUAUUGUCAAACACUUGUUAGUUUUAUAUACAAAGUAAGGCAGCCACUCGGUAUCUUAUAUAAUACGACUCUCGGCUCGUAAGGGAGAUACAUUGCCUUUUAUAUUAUAAUACGUAGGUAAAUAAAACUCGAAUAAUAAACUAAGUGCUGCUUUGUGAUAUAACGUAGUUAAUUUUAUAGUAGGUCUCAAAUUUCAAGCUAUUGAUGUUACUUAUUGAAAUAUUUUCACAUUUAUUCGAUUUUAAAUAAUGGUAACAUUUUAAGUGGAAGCAAUCUUAAUUUGCAUCGGCACUUAUGUCAUUCAAUCUGUUCAAAUGAGUUUGCCGCAACAACAUAUUUCCAAUAGUUGUAUAAUGUUAAUAACUAUUAAUUCAUCAAGGAAAUACAGCUUAUACGAAGUACAUAUGUAUAGUCAGCUGCAGUGAUUUCUGACCCUACAUACCUAAACACAAACAUCUAUCGGGGAAUAGGAAAUCUGUGUGGUUGAUUGUACAUACCAGUAUCAGUGGACGUUUAGCGUUAGUUUUUUUUUUAAUUUAAAACUAGACGACGAAGGCCGUGUGCAGUGCUGCACUACGUUUCCUCAUUGCGAGAUUUUUUAUCUGUGAUUUAAACUGAAUUGUUGUUUGUUAAACAAUUUAAUAAUAUAAGCUGCUCUAUCGUCGCUUAACCGUUUAAUGUUGUAUGUACAUUUAUAUAUUAUAUACUUGUUGAUUGUGAAUGCAUUUAAUCUUUUGUACUCACGUCAAAAAUGUACUUGCUAGAAAUGUUAAUAUACAUAAUAUAUACAAUACACUCUUUUAAAUACAAUACUCUUUCCAUCUGUAUAAAUUAUUAAUGUAUAUUAAAAAAAACUAUUAUGUAACUUUAUUUUCUUGUGUACUUGGAUGUGGCAAUAAACGAUUCUUAUUCUUAUAUAUAUUUCGGCGCGGUUAUAAUUAUUAUCCGUCCAAAAGGUUAAGGUUAAGGUUAAAAAGACUACUUAACUAUAGCCCAGUCCUAAGCAACAAUAAAAUACAAAUCAUAAGCGAUUAUCAAUACCAUGAUCUAACUAACAUGUUUAUGUCGGUAUAAUCUUCUAGUAGGGCUAUGAUGGUCGGCUCUUUAUCAUUUGUCACCAUGCCUGUCACGUUCUAACAAGUAUGUAAGUGCGAAAGUGACGGGCAUAGUGACAAGUGAUAAAAAUGGAACCAUGAUGCCACCGCAGGUAUAUAUUUACUGUCAAAAACUCAAUAAAUUAUACCGAAAUAAACAUAUUGUGUAUGUUUGGCAAAAAAACUUUUAAACAACAUGUUCAGUGGAAGGGAAAUUGUGAUAUAAAUAAACACUUUACAAAAA
Molecule: messenger RNA, 3666 nt
Organism: Cydia pomonella (codling moth)
Lineage: Eukaryota; Metazoa; Arthropoda; Insecta; Lepidoptera; Tortricidae
Product: facilitated trehalose transporter Tret1-like
Exons: 7
Coding region: 316-1944 (542 amino acids)
Biological process (GO): transmembrane transport
Cellular component (GO): membrane
Molecular function (GO): transmembrane transporter activity
Source: RefSeq, a predicted model, not a curated record